Molecule: messenger RNA, 1821 nt
Organism: Trichogramma pretiosum
Lineage: Eukaryota; Metazoa; Arthropoda; Insecta; Hymenoptera; Trichogrammatidae
Gene: Cth
Product: cystathionine gamma-lyase
Exons: 7
Coding region: 504-1703 (399 amino acids)
Biological process (GO): transsulfuration
Cellular component (GO): cytoplasm
Molecular function (GO): pyridoxal phosphate binding; cystathionine gamma-lyase activity
Source: RefSeq, a predicted model, not a curated record
AGUAUUUUUCAAUUCACAGAAAAAAUAAAGAAAUGUCAAUUCGAGAUCUAUGUAGUUCUACAUGAUCGUAUCUACUAAUGGGAAAAAUUUCUCAUUUAGAAGUCAUCAUCAUCGCUGACUCAAAUGCACUGCUGCUCCCGCGGGCAGAAAUUAGCGCGAUGUGUAAAGUGACGAGUCAACUUUGAAAUAAGAGCUCUACAUUAUGAGCUUUGUAAGUACGCCGGGCGUACAAACACACACACACACACGCACAAACAACUCGCGCAUGCCAAUAGAAACAUCUUCUCCUCGCCGAUGACUGUAAUGUUCGCACAUUUGUCAGUUCAGUUCAGUACGAACCGAGCUUGAGUGAGCAGCAAAAAAUAGAAGACAAAAAAGUAUAGCUUCUUUGCGAUACUCAUCCGUGCCUUAUUAGAUACAAACAGAGUAACGCUUUCGCCGAGCUUCGCCAAAUAUUUAAACAGUCGCCGAGAACUAAAAGAAAAAAACAAAAACAAAACAAAAUGCCGGCAAGCAACGAACAAGGCUUUUCCACGAAAGCCAUCCACGCGGGUCAGGACCCUCUGCAAUGGAGCCACGCAUCGGUCGUGCCACCGCUCGUCAUGUCGACGACGUUCAAACAAUCGGGGCCAGCUCAGCACAGCGGAUACGAGUACGGCCGCAGCGGCAAUCCGAGCCGUAACUGCCUGGAGACGUGCCUGGCUGCUCUCGACAACGGCAAGCACGCCGUCGUGUUCUCGUCGGGUCUGGGCGCCCUCACCGGUCUGCUGGCCAUGCUCGAGACGGGCGACCACGUGGUCUGCGGCGACGACGUCUACGGCGGCACCAAUCGCUUCUUCAAGCGCUGCGCCUCCAAGCAGGGCAUCGAGACGUCCUUCGUCGACGCCUGCAACGUCGACCACUUCCUCGAAGCGGUCAAGCCCAGCACCAAGAUGAUCUGGAUCGAGACGCCGACCAAUCCCCUGCUCAAGCUCGCCGACAUCAAGGGCAUCUGCGACAAGGUCAAGGCCACGAGGCCCGACAUCAUCACGGUCGUCGACAACACCUUCGUCACCUGCUACUUCCAGAAGCCCCUGGACCUUGGCGCCGACAUAUCCAUGUACUCGUUGACCAAGUAUAUGAACGGCCACUCUGACGUCAUUAUGGGUGCCGCUAUCACUAGUCGGGAUGAUUACGCAGAGAGAUUGCGAUUCAUCCAAAACGCAAUGGGAAUCGUUCCCUCUCCCUUCGACUGCGCCCUGGUAAAUCGCAGCUUGAAGACUCUGGAGCUGAGGAUGCAGCAACACAUGAAGAACGGCCUGGCCGUGGCUAAAUUCCUCUCCCAACAUCCAUACGUAGAAAAAUGCAUACAUCCUCUUUUCGAAUCUCAUCCCCAGCACGAGCUUGCCAAGAGGCAGAUGUCCGGCUACAGUGGUAUCAUUUCGUUUUACAUCAAAGGCAACUCAGAUGUUUUCUUGAGGUCCCUGCAAUUGUUUAUCUUGGCCGAAUCACUGGGAGGUUACGAGUCGUUGGCUGAGCUUCCGUCCGUCAUGACUCACGCUUCGGUGCCUUUGGAGGAGAGAGAAAAAUUAGGAAUCACAGACAAUCUCAUUCGAUUAUCGGUGGGAAUAGAGAACGAAGCCGAUAUAAUUGGAGAUUUGAAUCGGGCUUUGAAUAGCGCGAUGACGGUCAAAAGCAAGCAGAACAACGUUGUAUCCGAAUAAUAAUCGACGUUGUCUCGAUCAUUUUUAAUAUUGUUUACAUUCUGAUUUUAACUUCGUAUAAAAACGAUGCGAUUUUUUAUCUAAUAAUUUAUCGAUAUUUGUAAAAAAAAAAAAAAAA